Molecule: messenger RNA, 1152 nt
Organism: Exophiala viscosa
Lineage: Eukaryota; Fungi; Ascomycota; Eurotiomycetes; Chaetothyriales; Herpotrichiellaceae
Exons: 8
Coding region: 1-972 (323 amino acids)
Molecular function (GO): arylformamidase activity
Source: RefSeq, a predicted model, not a curated record
AUGAAGUUCGACCCGGAUUCCGACAGCUUGCCCAAACGCUCCGAGUUGCCAGAUAUCCCUGGCGCUCCAAAAGGUGCCGCAUGGUUUUGGGGCAAAGAUGACGAGCUGGGAAGAUUGAAUCUGCUUACUCCCCGUCGUCGACUAGCGGCAGCUAAGUUGAUCGAAAGUGGAGAAACAAUCAACCUUGACUGGCCUUUGAAUCUGCCUAAUCCUCCAGCGUUUGGUCGUGAGCCUUUUGAAUGGAAAGUGAAAAGUCUCGGCCCCGGUGGCAACGAUGACAUCUAUCACAUGAACUCGCAAUCCGGCUCCCAGUGGGAUGGGUUUCGACAUGUCAGCAUGCCCAAAGGUGAUGGUAAUGUGAUCUUCUACAACGACCUCACCCAGGAAGAAAUCAUGAAUACUACUCGCUGUGGUAUACAAGCAUGGGCGGACCACGGUAUUGUCGGGAGAGGUGUGCUCAUCGACUACUGGUCCUACGCGCAACAAAAUAACAAGGUGUACGAUCCCAAUGAGACUCACCCGAUUUCUUUGACAGAGCUCCUCCAGUGCGCCAAAUCUCAGGGCACCCACUUCCAGUACGGGGACAUCUUGAUGAUCCGUACUGGAUGGAUCGACGAAUAUGGCAAGCUCGAUGAAGCAGGGCGUGCAGGUAUCGCCAAGGGAGGAGUGUUCGAUCACAAGUUUGUCGGCGUGGAAGUGAGUGAGGAAAUGGUGGAUUUCCUCCAUGACAACUAUUUUGCGGCGGUGGCUGCGGAUUCUCCCGCUUUUGAAUCAUGGCCAACGCCCUAUGAGUGGAACCAUCACCUCUACCUGUUGCCCCGCUGGGGUUGUCCGAUAGGAGAGAUGUGGGAUUUUGAAAAACUGGCCAGGGUUUGCAAAGAGAAAGGAAGGUAUCACUUCUUCUUUGUGAGCAGUCCGGCCAAUGCACCAGGAGGUGUAGGCAGUCAUCCCAAUGCGACAGCAGUUUUCUAAGACACGACUAGAAUGCCUAGUGGUUGCGUUUCAGAUCAGGGCAACUGAUUGUGACGUGGAAACUCUACUUAUUCAUCGGAUAGAAUAAGGGUGGCCUGGCCCAACGGAACACAAUCUAAAACUGUGGCACAUUAUCAAAGCUUUUAGUUGCUCACAUUGUGCAGAUGUGCCCGAAGGUGC